UGGUGCAGCAGGUCCAUGUUUGUCAGCGGCCCAGACCGCAGCAGAAGAAGAAUCCAGCACUACACCAUGGCGGACGGUCGGGAAAAAGCUCUGCAGGAUUACAGGAAAAAGCUCCUGGAGCACAAAGAAGUGGACGGACGGCUGAAAGAGUUGAGGGAGCAGCUGAGGGACCAGACCAAGCAGUACGAGAAGUCCGAGAACGACCUGAAGGCUCUGCAGAGUGUCGGCCAGAUUGUUGGAGAAGUACUGAAACAGCUCACCGAGGAGAAAUUUAUUGUGAAGGCCACCAACGGGCCCCGGUACGUGGUGGGAUGCCGCAGACAGUUGGACAAGUCUCAGCUGAAGCCAGGAACCCGAGUGGCUCUGGACAUGACCACGCUCACCAUCAUGAGGUACCUGCCCCGGGAGGUGGACCCUCUGGUGUACAACAUGUCCCACGAAGAUCCCGGCAGCGUCUCCUACUCGGAGAUCGGAGGGCUGUCUGAACAGAUCCGAGAGCUGAGAGAGGUGAUCGAGCUGCCUCUGACCAACCCUGAACUCUUCCAGAGGGUGGGCAUCAUCCCCCCUAAAGGCUGCCUGCUCUACGGGCCUCCAGGCACUGGGAAGACUCUCCUGGCCCGGGCGGUGGCCAGUCAGCUGGACUGCAACUUCCUGAAGGUGGUGUCCAGCUCCAUCGUGGACAAAUACAUUGGUGAAAGUGCCCGACUGAUCAGAGAGAUGUUCAACUACGCCCGAGACCACCAGCCGUGCAUCAUCUUCAUGGACGAGAUCGAUGCCAUCGGUGGACGUCGUUUCUCCGAAGGAACGUCGGCUGACAGAGAAAUCCAGAGGACUCUGAUGGAGCUGUUGAACCAGAUGGACGGCUUCGACACCCUACACAGAGUCAAGAUGAUCAUGGCCACCAACAGACCCGACACUCUGGACCCGGCGCUGCUGCGGCCCGGAAGACUGGACCGAAAAAUCCACAUCGAGCUGCCCAACGAGCAGGCUCGCCUGGACAUCCUGAAGAUCCACGCCAGUCCCAUCACCAAGCACGGAGAGAUCGAUUUUGAAGCCAUCGUGAAGCUGUCGGACGGUUUCAACGGAGCAGAUCUGAGGAACGUGUGCACAGAAGCAGGGCUGUUUGCCAUCCGCUCGGACCGGGAGUACGUCACCCAGGAGGACUUCAUGAAGGCCGUGAGGAAGGUGGCCGACUCCAAGAAGCUGGAGUCCAAGUUGGACUACAAACCUGUAUAAGCCCCGCCCCUCCCAUCUCAGCCCCGCCCCCACUGGCUCUUUUUUACUGAGUUGUUUUUCUCUUCCUUUUUUUUUUUGUUUCAAAGCCAGAAAAGUUUGUUUAUGGGAAGUAUUAGUGCAAAUAACUAAUCAUCCUUCCAGAUGGUGAUGUUCACAGCAGGAACGUGUUCCUGCUCCUCGUGGUUCUGCAGCGCCACAGAUGUAAAACAUGUCCGUGUAGUGAAAUAUACCCGUGUUAAACUUU
Messenger RNA from Cololabis saira (Pacific saury), 1480 nucleotides. It is a transcript of the gene psmc6, whose product is annotated as proteasome 26S subunit, ATPase 6. Gene Ontology annotation, molecular function: ATP hydrolysis activity; ATP binding; proteasome-activating activity. Lineage: Eukaryota; Metazoa; Chordata; Actinopteri; Beloniformes; Belonidae. Bases 16 to 1236 code for a protein of 406 amino acids. Gene Ontology annotation, biological process: positive regulation of RNA polymerase II transcription preinitiation complex assembly. The transcript is spliced from 14 exons. The record is from RefSeq and is a predicted model, not a curated record. Gene Ontology annotation, cellular component: cytosolic proteasome complex; proteasome regulatory particle, base subcomplex.